CACACUAAAAUCUUCAAUUGGUAGAACCAAGCAGGUGACAUCUGGACUUCCAUUCCUUCUUCCCCCUCUUUUUUUCUUUUCACAAGAUAUUCUCAUAGAUACUGUGCUGGGAAGCCUCUUUCCUGAAAAAGGCGAGCUCUUGGCUGUGAUAUUGCAUUGCAGUCAUGGCGCCUAAGAAGAAGAAUGUCAAAAAGAACAAGACAGAUAUCAAUGAAUUGACCAUCAUAGUGGAGGAUGGGCCACUCAGCAAGCUCAAUGGAUUGAAUACCUUCCUAGAAGGAGGCAACGGCUUCAGUUGUGUUUCCACAGAAGUUUCUGAUGCUUUCUAUAGUCCCAACCUCUUGGAAGGUUUGUGCAGGAUGAGAAUGGAAAAUUUUCUCUGUGAUUUAAUAAUUGGUACCAAAACCAAGUCCUUUGAUGUUCACAAGGUGGUGAUGGCAUCAUGCAGUGAUUACUUCCAUAGCAUCCUAAAGAAAGAUCCAUCAACUCAAAGAGUGGACCUCAAUGACGUAUCCCCACUGGGCCUAGCCACUGUGAUUGCAUACGCCUAUACUGGAAAACUUACACUAUCCCUGUAUACUAUAGGUAGUAUCAUCUCCACAGCCAUUUAUCUUCAGAUACAUACCCUUGUGAAGAUGUGCAGUGACUUUCUCAUGCAAGAAAUCAAUGUAGAAAAUUGCAUGUAUGUUGCCAACAUUGCAGAGACAUAUGGACUGAAAACUGCUAAGGAAGCAUCACAGAAAUUCAUUAGAGACAACUUCAUUGAGUUUUCUGAAUCAGAUAAUUUCUUAAAGCUGACUUUUGAACAGAUCAACGAACUUCUUGCAGAUGAUGACUUGCAGUUGCCUUCUGAACUUAUUGCAUUCCAGAUUGCAAUGAGAUGGCUGGAAUUUGACCAAAAAAGAACUAAGUAUGCUGCAGAUCUUUUGAGCAACAUUCGGUUUGGCACCAUCUCUGCCCAGGACCUGGUGAAUUAUGUUCAGACUGUACCAAGAAUGAUGCUAGAUACGGAUUGCCACAGACUUCUGGUAGAUGCCAUGAAUUACCACUUACUUCCUUACCACCAGAAUACUCUGCAGUCAAGAAGAACCAGGAUUCGAGGAGGAUUACGAGUCCUAGUUACAGUUGGGGGACGUCCAGCUUUAACAGAAAAAUCCCUUAGCAGAGACAUUUUAUACCGAGAUCCUGACAAUGGGUGGAAAAGACUUACAGAGAUGCCUGCCAAAAGCUUUAACCAGUGUGUCACUGUGAUGGAUGGAUUUCUCUAUGUAGCAGGUGGUGAAGACCAGAAUGAUGCCAGAAAUCAGGCAAAGCAUGCAGUCAGCAAUUUUUGCAGGUACGAUCCUCGCUUCAGCACUUGGAUACAUCUGGCCAAUAUGAAUCAAAAGCGCACUCAUUUUAGUCUGAAUGUGUUCAACGGUCUCCUUUUUGCAGUCGGGGGUCGCAAUUCUGAAGGGUGUCUCUCUUCGGUUGAAUGUUAUGUCCCUACAAUUAACCAGUGGCAGCUGAAGUCUCCACUGGAGAUGCCCAGGUGCUGCCAUGCUAGUGCAGUAGUAGAUGGUAGGAUCUUGGUCACAGGAGGCUACAUCAAUAAUGCUUACUCCCACUCAGUUUGCAUGUACGACCCUGCUAGUGACAGCUGGCAAGACAAGGCCAGCCUUAGCACCCCGAGAGGAUGGCACUGUGCCAUUACCCUAGGGGAAAAGGUCUACGUGAUGGGAGGAUCCCAACUAGGAGGCAGAGGGGAAAGAGUUGAUGUGCUUCCUGUUGAAUGCUAUAGUCCAUAUUCUGGCCAGUGGAAUUAUGUUGCUCCUCUUCCCACUGGUGUGAGCACUGCUGGUGCUUCUAAUCUUAAUGGAAGAAUUUACUUAGUGGGAGGCUGGAAUGAAAUAGAAAAGAAAUACAAGAAAUGUAUUCAGUGUUAUAACCCCGACCUUAAUGAAUGGACCGAUGAAGAUGAGCUACCUGAAGCCACCGUAGGAGUGUCAUGCUGCACUAUUGCCAUGCCCAACACUAAGACCAGGGAAUCGAGAUCUAGCUCAGUAUCUUCAGUACCAGUUAGUAUUUAAGUUCUUUUUUUAAUUAACACCCCCCAUGAAUUUAAAAAGCUAUUCUAAAUUUUUAAAAUAUUUCUUUCCCACUACUGGGUUGUAAUCCCUUUUAAGAAGUGUCCCUAUCAAAGGGAUUGAGGAGAAAAACAUUAAACACUGUUCGCAUGGAUUUCAGUUUCAUAAAAUGAAAAGUGGCCAAUUUUCAUGGGAUUGAAAACACAUGGUAUGACCAAAGAAAUUCAAAUCUAAUACAUUUUAUGCAGUACAAAUGUGCACCAUAAGACAAAGGCCUCUGAUCCAUUGAUCAUAACAGAGCAAAGUUCCUUACUUCCUGUGGGACCUCUUGUUCAGAUUCUGCAAUCGAUUUAGAAAAACAUGUUUCCAAGCAGAUGGCUCAAAGCAUGGCUGAUUAGAAGGCACCGUUCAGUUAAGUUUUCCUCCAGAGGGGCAAAGGUAAAAGAUGGAGCAAUAUAUCAGAACUACAAAUGGAAGGCUAACGUUUCUAAAAUCCAUGGGCAUCUGUAGUUGGGAGCAAAUGACAUCAUGCUCAUCAUAUUAUCAUAGGACAAAGGACAUGAAUUAUAUAAUUUGCAUCAAAGACACAACUGACGUCAAUUACAGAAUUCACAUUAUUUGCAUGUUGACACCAGUGAUGUCAUUCUGGCUUCUUACAGACAUCUCUAUUGGAAUCCUCUGCAAUCUUCUAUGAAUGAAACAAAAUAAUGAGAUUUAUCUAGAAGCAAAUAUUAUUUUAAAUAAGGAUUUAUUCCUAGAAUGCAGUGCUUUGCUUUACUAUUGUUUACUGAAUAAAUCAUAAUUGGCUGAGCUACAGUCAGCUAAAUCAUUGCUUACAAAAGUUAGUGGCUCAAUUCCCAUGACAUGCUAAAUCACAGGCAAAUCACAUAUAGCAAGUUAUAUGAAUCCACCUAUAAGCUAUAAGAAGGCAUGAAAAUAGAUUUCUCUAUAAAUAUGAGAAAUAUAGAUACAAGUAAAAUCUAAAACUAUAUCAUAUUUCUGCAGCGCCUGGGACCAUGUCAACAUUUCAGUAAAAUGUUUACAUGAAACAAUAAAUUUUACCCUGUGGUUAGGCUUAUGAAACUGUGGUUAUGCUAACCCAAGGUCUGCACAAAGUCAGAUGAUAGAUCAACUGAAU
Molecule: messenger RNA, 3204 nt
Organism: Notechis scutatus (mainland tiger snake)
Lineage: Eukaryota; Metazoa; Chordata; Lepidosauria; Squamata; Elapidae
Gene: KLHL31
Product: kelch like family member 31
Biological process (GO): negative regulation of protein phosphorylation; negative regulation of JNK cascade
Cellular component (GO): nucleus
Molecular function (GO): protein binding
Source: RefSeq, a predicted model, not a curated record